UUGACAACCAUCCUCUAUCCAAUUCAGUUCUGAUGCUGUUUAUAACUUCUCUAGGUUUCUAGUAUGGAAGCUAUGGAAACUGCUAGAUUACUUGCUUCGAAAGAAGGUUUGCUGAUAGGAAUAUCAUCUCGUGCUGCAGCCGCAGCUGCAAUACAAGUGGCAAAGAGGCCCGAAAAUGCAGGGAAACUCAUUGUUGUAAUCUUUCCCAGUUCUGGAGAGCGUUACUUGUCAUCUCCAUUGUUUGAUUGCACAAGGCAUAAGGCACAAAGCAUGACCUUUUAUUGAGAUGUUAACCUCUAAUUUCUAUUCUUGUACCAUGCCCUCUGCAAGAACUUUUCAGUUAAUGAAAAAUUCACAGCAGGGCAAGAAAUAAUCACUUUAUAAUAAAUUCACUGAGCUACA
Rubroshorea leprosula is the source of this 402-nucleotide messenger RNA. Lineage: Eukaryota; Viridiplantae; Streptophyta; Magnoliopsida; Malvales; Dipterocarpaceae. The record is from the annotation of a GenBank genome assembly.